This is a messenger RNA of Wallemia ichthyophaga EXF-994, 801 nucleotides long. RefSeq lists its product as uncharacterized. Gene Ontology annotation, cellular component: cytosol. Gene Ontology annotation, molecular function: oxidoreductase activity. The transcript is spliced from 2 exons. Bases 1 to 801 code for a protein of 266 amino acids. NCBI's taxonomy places the organism in Eukaryota, Fungi, Basidiomycota, Wallemiomycetes, Wallemiales, Wallemiaceae. The record is from RefSeq and is a predicted model, not a curated record.
AUGUCCCAAAUUCUAUCAACUCAUAGAUUACAAGGGAAGAAUGUCCUCGUCACUGGUGCCUCCAGCGGCAUCGGCAAGUCCACUGCCCUAUUAUACGCCCAAUGCGGUGCAAAUGUCCUCCUCGCUGCUCGUAGAUUAGACAGGCUGCAAGAUAUCGUCGCUCAAGCACGCCAACUCAAUCCCCACGGCGCACACCAAGCAAUUUCUUUAGAUAUGACCAGCAACGAAGACAUCUCCACUAUUCUCCAGCGAUCCACUUUCCCCCACAUCGACAUUCUCAUCAACAACGCCGGUCUAGUCAAGGGCAUCGAAGCUGUGGGAGAUAUCGCCGACGACGACGUAGCCCUGAUGUACUCCACCAACGUCACCGGUCUUAUCAAACUCACCCAAAUACUCGUCAACCACUUCAAACAGCGUAACAACGGUCAUGUCGUCACUAUCGGCUCUAUCGCCGGCAUCGAACCUUAUCCUAACGGCAGCAUCUACUGCAGCACUAAGCACGCUGCUAGAGCUUUCACUAACUCUCUCAUGAAAGAACUCAUCAGCACUCCCAUCCGCGUCUCGGAAAUUCAGCCUGGUUUGGUCGAGACGGAAUUCAGCGAGGUGCGUUUCCGCGGAGAUACUGAUAAGGCUAGCAAUGUCUAUAAGGAUCUAGACCCUCUCACGCCACACGAUGUAGCAGAAGAUAUCAUCUGGGUCACUAGCCGUCCUCCGCACGUCCAAACUGCCAGCUCCCUCAUCUUUCCCACCAAUCAGGCUUCUGCAGCUUUGGUAGCGAGGCCGGGCAAGAGUGGUGUGUGA